AUGCACGGCCAGGACCCUCCGGGUGCACUGUGCACACAGUGCCAGAAACAUACUGCUUUUGCCACCUUUCCAAGUGAAAAUGCAGCUGCAAAGGCUUUAUCAAGAUUGCAUCAGCUGAAACUUUUGGGUCACACAUUAGUUGUUGAAUUUGCAAAGGAGCAAGAGAGUGCACAGGUACUUAGCCAGCCUUCUGUCUCAGACAAGUGCAAAAGUUUAGAAGAACCAGUGAAAGAAGAAGAGAAGAUAGAACCAAGCUGUGUUAAAAUAGAGAAUGGAAUUGCACCCAACCAUGGCCUCACCUUUCCCAUCAAUUCUUGCCUCAAAUAUUUGUAUCCACCACCUUCAAGUGCAAUUCUAGCAAAUAUAGCAAAUGCCUUGGCAAGUGUGCCCAAAUUCUAUGUCCAGGUACUCCAUCUGAUGAAUAAAAUGAAUCUUCCUCCACCUUUUGGACCAAUCACUGCUCGCCCUCCCAUGUACGAAGAAUAUUUACCAGUGCCUGUGCCACCUCCCCCAAUCCCACCUCUGCCUCCUGAAGAGCCUCCUUUGCCUGAAGAGGAAGAAGGACUGUCUAGUGGGGAUGAAUCAGAAUAUGAAAGUGAUGAUGAUGAGGAAAAGGAGAGAAUGACCAAGUUGAUGGAAUUAGCAACCCUUCAGCCUAAAAGACCAAUAAACACAAAGAAACGUGGUGUUAGAAAAAAGCAAAGAAUUAAAGACAUGUUGAAUGUUCCUGUGUGUACUUCCCACAGUAACUCGCACCCUACACUGUCACCUUCAGAUGUCUUUGAGCAGCUGCAGCACGUAGGUCAUAAAAAAAUAGAGUUUCAUAUUAGUACUGAGAUCCCAGCUGUUCAGAUAAACUUGGAAAAAGAAGAAAAAAAUGAUCUUUAUGCAACCUCGGAAGAAAUCAAUAAUACAGGCUUUGGAAGGAUUUUCCCAGCUCCUAGCUCGAAUGAUAAAAUGGAAACUGAAGAGGAGGAUGAUGAAAUACCAUCAGAAUUUAUUUCUAGAAAGGAUUUAGAAAAAAACAGACUUUCUAGAGAAGAAAUGGAAAAGUAUUCUGUUUUCAAAAACUACGAGCCAGGUGAUCCAAAUUGCAGGAUAUAUGUGAAGAAUUUAGCUAAACAAGUUCAAGAAAAGGAUCUUAAGUUCAUUUUUGGAAGAUAUGUUGACUUCCAGUCAGAGGUGGAACGCAAUAUGUUUGAUAUCCGUUUGAUGAAAGAAGGCCGGAUGAAGGGACAGGCUUUCAUUGGACUUCCCAAUGAGAAAGCAGCUGCCAAAGCACUGAAAGAAGCAAAUGGCUAUGUCUUAUUUGAAAAACCCAUGGUAGUUCAAUUUGCUCGUUCAGCUAGACCAAAACAAGAUGCCAACGAAGGGAAAAGAAAAAAGUCCCUUUUGUGUUCCAUCUCUUUCAAGUAUUAUGGAGCUGGGGAAGAAGCAGUGUAAUCAUCAGGACUCUUGAACUGUGCGUAGUAGCAUUUCUAAAGUAUUUAAGGCAGAGAAUAAAUUUUCCUGUCUUAAAGAUGCUAUAUAUCUUUAAAUAACACAAGACUUAUUACAUCAUAAAUGUAUGUUAAGAUUGCUUGUGAAAUCUAAUAAAUUAUUUCCCUUCUCUUCA
Molecule: messenger RNA, 1615 nt
Organism: Lonchura striata (white-rumped munia)
Lineage: Eukaryota; Metazoa; Chordata; Aves; Passeriformes; Estrildidae
Source: RefSeq, a predicted model, not a curated record